This is a messenger RNA of Talpa occidentalis (Iberian mole), 2659 nucleotides long. It is a transcript of the gene KCNA7, whose product is annotated as potassium voltage-gated channel subfamily A member 7. Gene Ontology annotation, biological process: potassium ion transmembrane transport; protein homooligomerization. The record is from RefSeq and is a predicted model, not a curated record. Gene Ontology annotation, molecular function: delayed rectifier potassium channel activity; protein binding. The transcript is spliced from 2 exons. The coding region runs from base 126 to 1496 and encodes 456 amino acids. Gene Ontology annotation, cellular component: membrane; voltage-gated potassium channel complex. NCBI's taxonomy places the organism in Eukaryota, Metazoa, Chordata, Mammalia, Eulipotyphla, Talpidae.
CUAUUUUUACGCGCGGACACCGGACACCAGGCUGGGGCGGCGGCGGCGACGGCCGAGGCGGAGCCGGGCCGGGUCGGACGUCGGGGCCACACGACCGCCCGCGGGUCGCCGGGGCUGCGCGCGCCAUGGAGCCGCGGUGCCGGCCGCCGUGCGGCUGCUGCGAGCGGCUGGUGCUCAACGUGGCCGGGCUGCGCUUCGAGACGCGCGCGCGCACGCUGGGCCGCUUCCCGGACACGCUGCUCGGGGACCCGGCGCGCCGCGGCCGCUUCUACGACGGCGCGCGCCGCGAGUACUUCUUCGACCGGCACCGGCCCAGCUUCGACGCCGUGCUCUACUACUACCAGUCGGGCGGGCGGCUGCGGCGGCCGGCGCACGUGCCGCUCGACGUCUUCCUGGAGGAGGUGGCCUUCUACGGGCUGGGCGCCGCCGCCCUGGCGCGCCUGCGCGAGGACGAGGGCUGCCCCGCGCCGCCCGAGCGGCCGCUGCCCCGCCGCGCCUUCGCGCGCCAGCUCUGGCUGCUCUUCGAGUUCCCCGAGAGCUCGCAGGCCGCGCGCGUGCUGGCCGUCGUCUCCGUGCUCGUCAUCCUCGUCUCCAUCGUCGUCUUCUGCCUCGAGACGCUGCCCGACUUCCGCGACGACCGCGACAACCAUGAGCUGGCCGCGGCGGCCGCGGCGGGCCCGUUCCCUGCUCGGUUGAAUGGCUCCAGUCCAGUGCCUGGACCCCCGCCUCGCAUGCCCUUCGACGACCCCUUCUUUGUGGUAGAGACGCUAUGCAUCUGUUGGUUCUCCUUCGAGCUGCUGGUGCGCCUGGCAGUUUGCCCGAGCAAGACGGCAUUCUUCAAGAACGUGAUGAACAUCAUCGAUUUCGUGGCCAUCGUGCCCUACUUUGUGGCCCUGGGCACCGAGCUGGCUCGGCAGCGGGGAGUGGGCCAGCCGGCCAUGUCACUGGCCAUCCUGCGAGUCAUCCGGCUGGUGCGCGUCUUCCGAAUCUUCAAACUGUCCCGCCACUCCAAGGGCCUGCAGAUCUUGGGCCAGACGCUCCGGGCCUCCAUGCGUGAGCUGGGCCUCCUCAUUUUCUUCCUCUUCAUCGGCGUGGUCCUCUUCUCCAGCGCUGUCUACUUUGCUGAGGUCGACCGGGAAGACUCCCACUUCACCAGCAUCCCUGAGUCCUUCUGGUGGGCCGUGGUCACCAUGACCACCGUCGGCUAUGGAGACAUGGCGCCUGUCACCGUGGGUGGCAAGAUAGUGGGCUCUCUGUGCGCCAUCGCUGGCGUGCUGACCAUCUCCCUGCCUGUGCCGGUCAUCGUCUCCAACUUUAGCUACUUUUAUCACCGGGAGACGGAGGGCGAAGAGGCCGGGAUGUACAGCCAUGUGGACACACAGCCCUGUGGGCCACUGGAGGGCAAGGGCAAUGGGAGGUUGGUGGAUGGAGAGGUGCCUGAGCUUCCCCCCCCAAUCUGGGCCCCCCCGGGGAAACACAUGGUCACUGAAGUGUGAGGGACAGUGGGGGUCGGCCACACCUCACAUUUUGUUGGCGGGAGGGAAAGAGGGAAGGUAAAGUGGGGGGGAAGGGACUGGGUUUAGGAAGAACUAGGUUAAGUGGUCAUGAGUUGGGGAACACUGAGUCUUUGGGGUCUUGGGUUGUGUGGUGGGUAGCUCCUGGGGGUACCUUCUUAGGUGGCAGUGAACGGCAGCGCAUCAUGCUGAACUGAGGAAGAGACGCCAUUAGGCUGUCCUAGGCUUGUGGGGCCUCUUGGGGUAGCGCUGAGAGACACAGUCAGAUCACUAACUGCCCGCGUAGCUUUGUGAGUUCCCUAGGUCCAUGUUAGACUGGGUGGCGGUGAGUCUGAAUGAAUCUUGUCCAACUGCCUCGUGCAGGAGUCUGUGAUUUUGAGUUCCCUAAGGCCACGUGGGGGGCUAGUGCGGUGGUCCCCAUGGCACCGUCGGGACCUCCUGUGUGCUCAUGCAUGGUGGUGUGGAGUUGAGCCGAGGCAGGUUGGGAGUUGCGUGGCUUUGUGACUCUUCUAGGGCCAUGUUAUUUUAAGUCCUGUGAACUUGCCAGCCAUGUAGACAGACGAAGGUCAAAUGAUAGGAUGUGAGCUUCCUAGAUUCCAUUAGGGCAAGUUGGGUUGGAAUGUGUGACCUUUCAGGCUUCUGUGGGAUUGAAUCGUGUGGAGUCAUGUGUCUGGAAGCUUCUCGGGGCUACUGUGAGUUGGAGAACCGAGAGCGUCUCGUGGGGCCACGCUGACAAGAGUCACAUGGGGUUGUGUCAUUGUGAGUCCCGUCGGAAUGUUGGCUUGAGUCAGACUGUGUGUGUGGUGAGGGUCCCCGCUGGGUUGCUUUGUGCUUAGCAGUAGCUCCAGGACCCGAGGACGCCGCCCUGGGGAGGAGACAUGCUCCAGGGUGUCAUGUAUGGCGUUGUGGACUCCAGGAGACUCACGAGAAGGGGUGGGGCUGGGCUGUGUCCCCACCGAUUCGGUUGUUCAUGUGGAGAGGUCUUGGGAUGAACCCGGAAGGUGAGGAGGCUCCUUCCAUUUACCCGCUCCCCGCUUCGUUUUCCCUCCCACUCCCUCUGCGUCUUCCUCUUCAGCUUCCCUUUGGGCACGGAGGUCAGCGCGAGAAGGGAACGGGGAGAGGGGAGAAAACUAUACUCCGUCCAG